CGCAGUGUUCACCAGCUCGCGCGCCCACAGCGUCGCGGAGGCCAGAGAAUGGCGGGCAUCGAGGUGUCCAGGCCGUCGAAGCGGCUGUCCCCGAAGCGCAGCGGCAGCUUCAAGCUGAGCCUUCCCGGGCUGUUCUGCGGCCCGUGCAAGGCGACGGCGGUGGCGUCGCCGCCGGACUCCCCCACGGGCGGCGGCGGGUCCGGCGCGCGGUCUCUGUCGUCGUCGUGCGCGUCGGCGUCGGCGUUGUCCUCGGGCACGUCCCGCGGGCGCGACCGCAUGGCGGAGCUCCGCGAGAUCUUCCGCCACUUCGACCGCGACAUGGACGGGCGCAUCUCGGGGCGGGAGCUGCGCGAGCUGUUCGCGUCCAUGGGCGACGGCGUGCUGGCCGCGCUCGGGCAGGGGCUGGGGCUGGACGGCGGCGAGGACCUGAUGCUGGGGUUCGACGACUUCGUGCGCAUCGUGGAGAGCAAGGGCGGCGAGGAGGAGGAGCGCGAGGACCUGCGCCGCGCCUUCGAGGCGUUCGAGGCCGUCAAGGGGUCCGGCCGGAUCACGCCCCGGGGGCUGCAGCGCGUGCUCAGCCAGCUGGGCGACGAGCCCUCCGCGGCCGAGUGCGAGGCCAUGAUCCGCGCCUACGACGACGACGGCGAUGGCGAGCUCGACUUCCACGACUUCCACCGCAUGAUGAGCCAGGACUAGGACUUCUUCUUCUUCUUUUUUUCCCUUCUCCUUCGCCUUUGCCUUAAUUUGAGUGCUGAUUCUCGUGUGUUACCUGUAAGAGGCCGUUCUUCAGUUUGUUCGUGUGGGUCGUCGUCUGCGUGUCCGCGAUGGGCGCGCGCGUACGCGGCGGGACUUUUGGGACGUGCCGCCUGUGUGUGCUUGGCUUGGACUUGAAGAGUAUGGUAGGUGUGUUAAGAGUUUUCUGGAUGCUGUCACGUGCUGCGUGCAUGCUGUUGUUGACGUCUCGGCCUCAGCUUUUGCCAGUGCUGCAGUGUUAGCCGUAGCAAAUUAGCGAUCGAGCUCGGCCGCCGGCGCCUCGUCCCAUAGCGUCCGUGCGUGGAGAUACAAGUAAGUGCAGCGGUGACAUGGGUCAGCAGUACGUAGACUCUGAGCAGUCAGCUAGCUUGUUCAUCUGUACCCGACUCCCUCUAAAAUUUGGAUCACUCCGUUUCAAUGAUUUUUUUCAGUCGACCC
Messenger RNA from Panicum virgatum (switchgrass), 1191 nucleotides. Its product is annotated as probable calcium-binding protein CML41. Lineage: Eukaryota; Viridiplantae; Streptophyta; Magnoliopsida; Poales; Poaceae. Bases 49 to 696 code for a protein of 215 amino acids. The record is from RefSeq and is a predicted model, not a curated record. The transcript has a single exon. Gene Ontology annotation, molecular function: enzyme regulator activity; calcium ion binding.